GUCUUUAAAAACAAUGUUAUUUCCUGAGGCUCAAAGAGAAAACAAUUUACCACAAGGUCCUGAGCUGUCAGUCAUAUCUCAUGAUCUUCAUCAACAGAACAGCUACUAAAUGGACUUAACUACUGUUUAUAAGGUCAAGAAUUAACUUUGAACUUCAGCUUUCAAGACACAAAGCUUAAAAGCUAAAAAAAAACAUCUUUGAACAUCUAUGAUUUCAGUAGGUACAAGUUAAAACAUACUAUAUAUGAUAUUAAUUAAACUACCCAACCUAGUUUAUACAAGUAAAGCUGAAACGAUAAGUUGAUUGACAGAAAAUAAAUAAAUUUGGGAACUAUUGUGUAAUUGUUUAAGUCAAUUUUCAUGCAAAAACAUUACAUGGUUCCAGCUUUACAAUUGUGCAGAUUUGCUUAUUUAAUUGAAUAUUUUCUGUACUAUUAGUUGGACAAAACAAACAAUGUGUCACUUUGGGUUAAGGGGUAAUUGUGACGGCAUUUAUUAAGUUUGAUGUCCUGUACAAACUAUUUUAAAAACAGAAAAACCCUGUUUCUACAUGAAUGCAUGAGUAAUAAUAAUCUAAUGACAUUAUAUAAAAUAGUAACUUACUUUAAGUUAAUUUUCCUGAUACUUAACUACAUACUUAGGUAACUGUUUUAAUGCAGUACUUUUACGUAUAAUAGGUAUAGGCUAGUGAGUAUUUACUGUGUGUCAUUAGGCUGGUGGUGAGUGACAGAGAGAGAGAUACACACACACACACACACACACACACACACACACACACACACAGAUAGAGAGAGAGAGAGCUCCUCCACCGGAGCAGGAAGCGGCUACUGGGACUGCCGAGAAGACAGAGAGGAGGUACAAAACAACGUCGACAUCUGCGGGGUUUCCACCAUAAUGUAGCCCCAAACACUGAGCAAGAACAGCCGUGCGCCACAUCGACCCGACAACAACACGACGAGAUGUCGAGGGUGCAGCGGUGAAAACAAAGGACAGAGCCGUAUACAUCUGUGUUGUUUGUUUGUUGUUGCACGGUGACAAUGAAGGAGCUGCAGGGCUGCGGUAUGCGCUCCUCGGUGGGCUUUCUGUCCCGCAGAGAGCUGACCGGGCAGCCGCUCUUGAAGGAGGAAUUCCAGAGACGCAGGAUGGCCGGCUGCACCAGCCUCUACAAGAAGGACAUGCUCGGUCACUUCGGCUGUGUCAACGCCAUUGAGUUCUCCAACAACGGCGGGGAAUGGCUCGUGUCCGGAGGAGAUGACCGCCGGGUGCUCCUGUGGAACAUGGAACAAGCCAUCCAUGCUCGGUCCAAGCCUUUGAAACUGAAGGGCGAGCACCUGUCCAACAUCUUCUGCCUGGCCUUUGACAGCACCAACAAAAAGGUCUUCUCUGGUGGAAACGAUGAGCAGGUGAUUCUUCACGAUGUGGAGAGGAGGGAGACUCUGAACGUGUUCCUGCACAUCGACGCCGUGUACAGUCUGUCUGUCAGUCCGGUCAACGACAACGUGUUCGCCAGCUCCUCCGACGACGGACGUGUUCUGAUCUGGGACACCCGCGAGCCGCCGAGUACAGAGCCGUUCUGCCUGGCCAGCUACCCCUCGGCCUUCCACAGUGUGAUGUUUAACCCUGUGGAGCCCCGGCUCAUCGCCACAGCCAACUCCAAGGAGGGAGUGGGAUUAUGGGACAUUCGCAAGCCACGCAGCUCAUUGCUCCGUUACGGAGGCAGCAUGUCCCUGCAGAGCGCCAUGAGCGUCCGCUUCAACAGCACCGGCACACAGCUGCUGGCGCUGCGUCGCCGCCUGCCGCCCGUCCUCUACGAGCUGCACUCCCGCCUGCCCAGCUUCCAGUUCGACAACCAGGGCUACUUCAACUCCUGCACCAUGAAGAGCUGCUGCUUCGCUGGGGACAAAGAUCAGUACAUCUUGUCUGGGUCAGAUGACUUCAACCUGUACAUGUGGAGGAUCCCAAAGAACCCAGAAGCAGGAGGCCUCAGUCGAGUGGUAAACGGGGCGUUCAUGAUCCUGAAGGGUCACCGCUCCAUAGUGAACCAGGUCCGCUUCAACCCUCACACCUACAUGAUCUGCUCCUCCGGCGUGGAGAAAGUCAUCAAGAUGUGGAGUCCCUACCAGCAGCCCGAGAGUCUCGGUGAUCUGGAGGGCCGAGUGGAGGACAAGUCACGCAGCCUCUACACCCAUGAGGAGUACAUCAGCCUGGUGCUCAACAGCGGCAGCGGUCUGUCCCACGACUACGUCAGCCAGUCCAUCCAGGAGGACCCGCGCAUGAUGGCUUUCUUUGACUCGCUGGUGCGUCGAGAGAUCGAGGGCUGGAGCUCCGACUCCGACAGCGACCUGAGCGAGGAGGCCAUCAUGCAGCUCCACGCUCGGGGACGUCGCACCACGAGGCCCGCGCCGACACCUCCCGCCGUCAUACCUGCUGCUAGUCAUCACAGCGACUCUGAUAACUCGUCGUCCUCCUCUUUGGCUGGACCUGAUGCCUCAGGAGGAGAAGGGCAAGCAGGAGCAGAGGUGGAGGAGCAGCCGAGGAGACGAAGCAGGCUUCAGCGGCACCAGUCAGGCUUCUUCGUGAACGAGGACUCGGACUCCAGUGAGUUUUGGCUCGACCCCAUGCCGCGGCCUCGCUCCCCGAGCCCCAGGGACAACUCCACGCUGUCCAGCCCCGCCUCCUCUCCUUCACUUCCUGCCGGAGCCUCCAGCUCCUCCACGUCCACCUCCAGCUCCAGCAGCGGCGACGAGGAGCGGCGUAGCGCAGUGAGGCGGCGCAACGUCGUGAGGCGACGGCGCAUGCACGUCGUCUCCAGAGCUGGGGAUCGACCCGACUCUGUACAUACUCUGUUUUCAGCCAUGGACUCCUGCAGUUACCCAUCGAUAUCAAUCGAUGACCUGUCUUCCUCCUCGUCAGGCGAGCUACAAAACUCCCUCAAGCCCGUCGGAGAUGAGGAGAAAUGUCUCAGCCCUUCUGACUUUGUGUGUCUGAGCCCGGUCAUGUCCCCCGACAGCCAAGAGAAUGAGGAAGGGAGUGACAGGACUGAGAGGACUGAGCUGGAAAGACGUCCAGCUGGGUCUCAUGGGUCCCUGGAUGGACACAGGACUGAAGAGAUUGCUGCCAGCUCUGAUAGCGGCGAGGCUUGUAGCAGCUCGGUGGCUUUAGACAGUAACUCUCCGAACCGACACAGCCCCGGAGUCAACGGGCGACACCGGACUGUAGCACCCUACGUGAGAGAGAACCUCCACGUGUCCUCCGAAUCGGAGGAAGAGGCAGGCGUCACACCCGAAGACACCAGGCCGCAGAGAGAAAAGGGCCUGAAACGGACUCAUGUGGGAUCAGAGGAGGGCGAGUCAGGCUCCUCCCCCUCAGAAAAGAAGUUAAAAACAUAAUGAGACUGCUUUCUCAUCCCAGAAAGAAAUCAUUUGUUAACAGACAUACAUUUAGGAAGUGGGGUUUUUUAUGGGUUUUUACAACUCAGCCUUUUCAUUUUUGCGUCUUGUAGUCAUGUGACAUGUCAUAUGAACUCGUGCCGAUUAUGAGCAAGAAGACUGAAGGAACUGAAAGUGUGAUCAGUUUUUUGUUUCCAAACACAUGAAUCGGGACAAUGUCAUCACUCUUUUGGUCAAACCAAAGAUGACAAUAAAAGAUGGAAAUAUAAAAGGCAAGCUAAAUAUUGUCGAUAACAACGGUGGUUUAAGUGAAACACAUUUAUUUUCAUGCAGCAUUGGUGUUUCUUUCUCGCGCUCUGGUUGCAGAAAGCUCCACUUAGGAUUCCGAGCUCCUCCAACUGUAACAACAACAACAAAAGCUCUUCUGGAGGACGAAAGCUCUUCAGCAUUCUCAUUUUGACGGUUUCACUCUGAUCUGAUUGGCUUAUUUUUUUAUUUUUAAGUGAUUUUAGACCGAGACUGCUUCAGGGUGUCUGAAGACUUGACUGUGUGAAAUCUUACCAUUUGUUUAAGCUGUGCAUUGAAAUGAUGCGUUCAGUGUCUCGUUAUCCGGGCAUCGUUACGGGCCGGCGCUCGCUUUUGUUUUCUUGCAAUUAAAGAAUAUUUUGUUCUCCAGCGACAACGGCACAACUUCUUCCUGGGGCUUCGCUCAUUCACAAUGGAGUUUUGACUGGUGAAAAUAUUGACUAUUUCUGUGUGUCUGAAACGAGUUAUUUUGCCCGCAGGUUUUUGGGUACUUCACUACCUACUCCUGACAGAGUUGCCAUGGCAACAUGGCUUCAAUUCUCCUGCAAAAGAAAUGCGUUCGGCCGGCCGUGACCUCGAGCAAUUUAUCGGCUGAACUAAAAGCUGUCUUUGCUUUCGUUAAAAGAAUAGUUACACGAGUUAUUGUCAGUCUGCCACACAAACAUCACUGAGAAAUAAAAUGAAGAUUCAGACAUCACAAGUAGUCUGUGGUUUAUGUUUAAAGAUCAUUUUCACAAGACUUCUUGCACUUGACGACGAGCUGAUACAAAAAUAUAGGAAAAAUGAGUCCAAAUAAUUUUCAGUAAUGGCUAGGAACAGUGAAUUUUACAAUCAUGUCCACCAGGGACGUAGACAAGAUUUUAGACAUGCAUACAUCAGAUGACAAAAGGACAUUUUCAACUGAUCAAUUAUAUUUUAAAUACUAUAUUUUAUAUCCUGUAAAUAUCAUCCAGCAACAUAUUUGUUUAAAUGCUGUUUGAAAACAUCUGGUGGCGACGUUUAUUUAUUUAGUCCUUUAUUUAUUUAUUUUGCUCUCAAAAGUACUAAAAAAUCAUAAAGCCAUUUUAAAAGUAUGGAGUCUAAUAAGAUACUGUAAUCAGCUAAUUAAAUACUAUGCAAGUUUUGUAUUCAUUUAAAUAUUAGAGAGAACAUGAUGUCGGGGUCCCACUUUUGGGAUUUCUUUACUUUAAAUAUCACAAUUUGUCAGGAAAGUACAUUUUCAAAAUGAAAGUACACCAAAAACAAAUAAAUAAAUAUUCCUAAAAUACUAAAAGACAGGAUGUUGACCUCAUCAGGUGAAUAACCAUAAAUGGACGAGUAUUAUACUGUUCAUCAGAUAAUCUGGCCACACCCACCCAAAUUCCCCAACUGUGUAAUGACUGUCCAUUAAAACACAUGAUGUCAUUCCUGUCUGAGGAAGCGGCGAUGCCGGUUGUGUCCCGUCUACGGCCUGAACGACGGCACUCUUCUUCCAGACAAAGCAGACUACCAGAGGGCAUACCAGUGGCUGUCGGAAAAGAUUACAAAGAAAGAAAACACCACAUGGCAUCACGGCCUCACGAGCUGGCGGUGCAGUGGUAAUCUGAGGGCAGGCAAACAUGCAGUUGAGGGUUAUUGAGUUGUUUGUUCUGCUCUCUUGUCAAAAUAAUUUCCUCUACUCCUUGGAACUUCUCUGUGUGGCUGUCACUUAUCUGCAGGAAGUAGACACCCUUCAUUUAACCCCCAUGCUUCCCCUGGGACAAGUAUUCAAAUAGCGAUAUUGUCUGCUUUGGGCUUGUUUACAUUUUGACUGGAGUGUGCCUGCCGGGCUGCAUAUGGUUUAAUGAUUGAUUACAGGCUACACAUGCAGAGGUGUGCAAGAGUGACAUCAAUCAAAACUGAGUUGUUUUUACAUAUUCCUUAAAAUAAUUCAGUAUAUUUUACUGCUAUUGACCACAAUGCUAAAGCACGCUGGUUACAUUAGGAGAGAACCCAUUAGUGAACUUACAAUGGACUUUUUUAUCUUUAUUUAUUCAGGGAAGGUUAACUGCUUCUGUGUGCUCUUUUGCAGCAACACCCUCCUAGAUACAGUAGGUCACAUUCACAGCUGGGAGGGGCCCAGCACAGCCACAGACCUUGAGGACUUCCACCAGAGCGAGCGUGGGUUUAGUGGGUUUAGUCAAAUGCACCAUAUUGGUUUGGGAGGAGACUCCCUAACUUUUUCAGUUUCUUAAAGGCCCCGAAAAACCCCAUUUAUCAAUUGGCUUCUUACUAUGAGUGUUGUGAACCUACACACAUGCACUAUUUUCUGCGUAAGUUACAGGAGUUAUUUUAUGUUACGAGAGAUUUUUGUGUUUUUGACCUUGCUUUUCACAGUUUGGUUUGUGGUGGUUGGGGCUCAGUUUGAAAAAAGGUGAUAACAUGUUUUUCCCUGCACCAAUCAGGAUUUAGCGAUAUUUAAUGAAAAUGUGACGGCAGUUGUAGCAGUUGCAAUGAAUUUUAAAUUCCAAAAUUGAAGUUUUUGUGCAUAUUUAGUCAUGAAUAUCUUUCGUUGCAUAGACAUACUUCAAAAAGAAAUGUAGCAUUGCACUCCUAUAACAUUGGCAGACUCACAAUGGACAGUUAAAAAAAUGUAUCAAAAUGAAUCCAGCAGAACCAUAGAUAUCUUCUUCUUUGUCAAAACCCAGCGCCUACAUUACCCACAAUGCAACUCGACCAUCAGUUCUGUCAAAGAGUCAGCUGUGUUAUGCUAGUAGCGGCUAACGUAGCCUUGAGCUGCUAGCCUCCAGCAGAGAUGAGGAGCGGGCUACGGAGGUCAGUUCAGCUCACUUCUUUCUAACGCUACACCAACAGAUUGGAGUUUUUUUUAAACUUGUAGUUUUCAGCGCCAAGCCAUGCUGACUCAAGUGACAUCACUUGAGGCCAUUUUUCCGAUUUCAAUCAGCUUCCUCUGUGGCCACAAAAAGCUUUCUAUGCCCUUUUUUUUUUACAUAUUCAGUAGCACUGUAGAGGCUGCUAACUGACUUUUAAUAAUUAAAAUCUGGAGUUUCCCUUUAAAUUUUGAACUCCAGAUUUCAGGGGCUUGAGGUCAGAUCCUGUGUUUGACUCCAGCCCUCCCCCACUGCUGCAUCAUAUUCAAAAAAAGGAGCAAAACUCUCCUUUUAGACUGAGUCCUCACAUUCUUUAUCCCCUGCCUACAGUAUGCUCCCUUUGGCCCCAGAUGGUGUUUGACCACAAACCCAAACACACGUACGACUCAAUGGGAUUAUCCUGUUUGUUCUGCAGUAUCCCAUACAUGGUUUAGCUUUAACAGCAACGACAGCUAUUUAAGAAUUCCCCACCCUACAUGACUGGAAUACCUUGGGAACUUGCCAGAGACCAGACAGAGCCCAGUGUACCGGCUCUUCACAUGACCUGUGUGCCUCAGAACGAAGGCCCAGAAGUUUCUUUGCACCACUGACUCUUCACAAGAUAUUCUGGGAUUCUGCUGAAUAGUAUUAUGUUGACGUCAACGAGCUGGACCGGGGAGAACUUACUCCGG
This is a messenger RNA of Anarrhichthys ocellatus (wolf-eel), 7215 nucleotides long. It is a transcript of the gene dcaf5, whose product is annotated as ddb1 and cul4 associated factor 5. The coding region runs from base 1038 to 3389 and encodes 783 amino acids. Gene Ontology annotation, molecular function: protein binding. Lineage: Eukaryota; Metazoa; Chordata; Actinopteri; Perciformes; Anarhichadidae. The record is from RefSeq and is a predicted model, not a curated record. The transcript is spliced from 9 exons. Gene Ontology annotation, biological process: negative regulation of fatty acid biosynthetic process. Gene Ontology annotation, cellular component: Cul4-RING E3 ubiquitin ligase complex; cytoplasm.